This is a messenger RNA of Podospora anserina S mat+, 1014 nucleotides long. RefSeq lists its product as uncharacterized. Bases 1 to 1014 code for a protein of 337 amino acids. The transcript has 2 exons. The record is from RefSeq and is a predicted model, not a curated record. NCBI's taxonomy places the organism in Eukaryota, Fungi, Ascomycota, Sordariomycetes, Sordariales, Podosporaceae.
AUGGCACUAAAGUCCGGUGCUGCUAUUGUAUUAACGCAGCACCCCCUCAUUUCCCGUCAUUGGUCAAAGAACUCGAGAUUGCCAGGGGACGACUACAACAGCGCAGAUAUGAGCGAGCGUCUGUUUUCCAGCCUCGAAUCAGUUCUCAGCCUGCCCGCCUCCCAGGCUUCACGGCUCGGUGCCCUCACUUGUGCGGGGAUAUGCCACGACACUGAGCAGAUGCACAUCAAGCUGCUUUACCGGUACCCGCAAGCCCCUGACGCAGUAAAUCCCAGCCGUCCGCCCCGAGUCCGCCACCUUGCCGAGAUCCUCGGAAUUUUCCAGGGAUCCUCGGUUAACUCCACCCUUGGUCUCUACAUCAGUAUUGACGAGCGACUUCGUCUCGCGCGCGACCUUGCCGCUGCAGUCUUCGAAUUCCAUAAGAUCCAGUGGUGGCACAAGAACAUCUCCUCUUACAACGUCCUCCUCUUCUUCUACGACGACACCGCCCUUCCCUCUCUCUCCUCCUCGGUCCGCAGAGCAACUGACCCCCCAUUUAGCAAGCUCGUUCUGGGAAAACCAUAUAUGAUUGGGUUCUCGCACAGCCGGCCCGAGAACGCGGGAUACUCGAACAAGAUGCAUGCCCAGCCUGCUGUCUUUCCGUACCGCCACCCUGACUACGCGGGUGCCGACGCUGUGGAUGACCGGACAUCCCCGGGAUUCCUCGCUGAAUACGACUAUUACAGUUUGGGUCUCGUGUUGUUGGAGAUUGGCAUGUGGGAACGGCUGGGACGGUUCUUUGUGCAGGAUUACACCCUCUCUCGAGAUAAGAUGAGGAGUCAAAUUGUUGAUGACUUGGUUCCUGUGUUGGAGGGAACGCUUGGGUCGUUGUAUUCCUCAGCAGUGAGGGCUUGUUUGUCUGGUGAGCUGAGUGGCAACGGGGAAGAUGCCGAUCCUGCUUCUGUUGACGAGAUGUUUGAGCGCAUGGUUUUGAGGCCGCUGGAGACGUUGCUGCGGCGGUUCGAUGGCGUUUGA